Molecule: messenger RNA, 1206 nt
Organism: Drosophila innubila
Lineage: Eukaryota; Metazoa; Arthropoda; Insecta; Diptera; Drosophilidae
Product: odorant receptor 74a-like
Exons: 4
Coding region: 1-1206 (401 amino acids)
Biological process (GO): detection of chemical stimulus involved in sensory perception of smell; sensory perception of smell
Cellular component (GO): plasma membrane
Molecular function (GO): odorant binding; olfactory receptor activity
Source: RefSeq, a predicted model, not a curated record
AUGCGGUAUCAACCACGCCUAGGAAACGGAGAGCUUGUGAAAUUAUCCUGGUCAUUAGCUUUGUUCAGGUGGACUAAUCCUGGAAUGUGGCCGUUGGACGAUAAUACAACUGAAAGAGAUUGUUAUUUAGAUCAAGCAAUAGUUGUCUCCGGAUUUCUGGCUUUUUGCAUCCAGGUUCAAGGGGGCAUACAUUAUUUGUUCAAUAAUUACCGGGACAUGGACAACUUCUUUGCAGCUUUAUCACCCGCUUUACUUCAAACUGAGCUGAUCAUACGCUUUAUUCAUCUGGCAAUGCACAAGGAUCCGUUGAAGAAGCUUCUUAAGUAUUUCUACUCGGAGAUCUAUGUGUCACAGGAAUCAGACCAGCGUAGUUUCAGACGGAUCAAUCGACAAUUGCUUGGACCGAAAUUGAUAACAAUAUUUUAUAUGGCGACAUUGUUAAACUAUUUCUAUGAAUUCGGGAUGAACAUCAUGGCCGGUCGUCGAGAAAUGCUCUUUAAGCAAGCCUAUUUCUUCGAUCAUAGGAAACUUCCCAUAUACAUAAUACUGAUUAGUAUCAACUUCUGGGCGAGUUUGUUAAUCGUCACGAUGGUCUUUGUAGAUCUCAACUUACUUGGAGAGCUUUUAAUGCAUCUAAAUGUUUGCUAUCUGCAACUGGAAAAGGAUUUGCGAUCUGCGGCUGAGCUUUUAUUGGGAUCGAAUAAAACCAAAAAUAUUGCAGCAAAAUAUGGUGAAGAGCUUAUAAAAGUGCUAAGUCGCAAUAUUAGUCUUAAUCAUUUUGCAAAAGAGAUCGAGAAACAAUUUACUUUUCGACUCUUUAUUACAUUCAGCUUCAGUUCCGUUAUUCUCUGUGUAUUACUUUUCAAAUCUUACCAAAAUCCGGCAGAAAACAUGAUCUUCAUCUUUUGGUUCAUAGCCAAGUUUAUUGAACAACUCUCCUUUGGUUAUAUCGGUUCAAUCCUAUAUCAAACAACGAAUGCGUUGGAUAUGAUGUACUAUUGCGGAGAAUGGGAGCAGAUUAUUUAUAGUUCGCAUAAUAUCGAGGAAAAUGUGAAGCUCAUGAAGCUUAUCGUAUUAUCCAUGCAGUUAAACUCGAAGCCCUUUUCCCUCACAGGUCUGAAUUACUUUCGUGUCACCCUACAAGCUAUCGUAAAAAUUUUACAGGGCGCAUUUUCGUAUUUCACUUUCCUGGCUUCAAUGCGUUAA